Molecule: messenger RNA, 2080 nt
Organism: Linum trigynum
Lineage: Eukaryota; Viridiplantae; Streptophyta; Magnoliopsida; Malpighiales; Linaceae
Source: the annotation of a GenBank genome assembly
AUGAAGGGGCAGAAGUAGCAAAAAUGGAACAAGCCACCGCAAUCUCUCACGUUCUCAUCUUCCCACUGCCAGUUCAGGGUCACGUCACCUCCAUGCUCAAACUGGCCGAGCUCCUAUCCCUAGCCGGUGGCGGUGGCAUCCGAGUCACCUUCCUCAACUCCGACUACAACCACAAGCGUCUAAUCCAGUUCUCCGACGCCGAAUCCCGGUUCCGAAACUACCCAGCCUUCCAAUUCAAGACCAUCGACGAUGGUCUUCCGAUGGACCAGCUUACAAAGGGCCACAAGGUCUCUGAAUUGGUCGGAGCAAUGGGCUCGAAAACCAGACCGGUUUUCAAAGACUCGCUGGUUCAGAUGGAUCCACCGGUCACCUGCGUCAUCGGCGAUGGCGCUUUGGGGUUUAUCAGCGAAGUUUCCCUGGAACUUGGGAUCCCGAAUAUUCGAUUUCGCACAAUUAGCACUUGUUUCUUCUGGAUUAACUUCUGGCUGCCGGAAAUUAUCCAGGCCGGCGAACUCCCUAUCCAAGGCGAGGAAGAUAUGGACAGGAUGAUUACGAAGGUACCCGGAACGGAAUCUUUCUUACGGUGCCGAGAUCUACCGGCGUACUGUCGGGGACGUUCCGACGAACCGACUCUGCUUCGGAUCGUAAGGGCGAAGAGGGAAUCUUCGUCGCCGCCGUAUCCUCUCAUUCUCAACACAUUUGAUGAGUUGGACGGCCCAAUUCUUGCCCAAGUCCGCCACCGCUUCCCAAAAACCUACGCAAUUGGACCGCUCCACGAGCACCUGCGAUCACGGCUCCAUGCGACGUCGUAUUCGUCGCCAUCCAGCAGCCUGUGGAAGGAAGAAGCAAGCUGCCUGACGUGGCUGGAUACUCAGCCACCUGGCUCCGUACUGUACGUCAACUUCGGGAGCAUCACGAUGAUGAGAAGAGAUCAGGCGGUCGAGUUCUGGGAAGGUUUGAUCAACAGCAAGAACCGGUUUCUGUGGGUCAUAAGACCCGGUUCGGUUUGUUUCGAAGAGGAAAUGGGUUGUGACAAUAUGCCUGAAGAGCUUGUGGGAGGGGUUGAGAAGGGGAAUCUGAAGGUCCUGGUGGGCUGGGCGCCUCAGGAGGAGGUUUUGGGUCAUGAUGCGGUUGGUGGGUUCUUGACUCACUGCGGGUGGAAUUCGACAUUGGAGAGCAUUGUAGCUGGCGUUCCGAUGAUCUGCUGGCCGUUUUUCGCGGACCAGCAAGUGAACAGUAGAAUAGUGGGUGAGGUUUUGAAGUUGGGUUUGGAUAUGAAGGAUGUUUGUGACAGAAGGGUUGUGGAGAGGAUGGUGAAUGAACUGAUGGUGGAGAAGAAGGAAGAGUUUGGGAGGAAGGCGGUGGAGAUGGUGAGAAUGGCGAAGGAGAGUGUUAAAGAAGGUGGAUCUUCUUACAGGGAUUUGGAGCUUCUGAUUGAAGAUAUCAAGUUGAUGAGUGCUCAAGCAAAGGAGUUGAAAGGGUCCAAGAGCAUUUCGUGAUAGAAAGUUGGCUUUGGGGGGAAAUUGGACAUUGUAGAAGGCUAGAAUCAAUAUUAUGUUUCAGUGCAUCAUGCUUGCCCUAAGUUGUUCUUGGGCACCAAAAAAGCAUUCUGGAUUUUGGCUACUUUGCCUGUUAUGUCAUCCUUUCUGGUCCCCAAAAGUAUUCAGCUUUGUUAGUUUUUUUUUUUUACAAUAGGGAUGAGGAUUCAUUACAGAAAAAUGGACAACCCGAGUUUCAAUAGCAACAGAGGUCACAAGAACUUAGCCAACAGGAAGAACAAAACAAAUAGGAGAGCGAAAAAAAAUAGAGAUAAAAUGAAAAGAGGAAGAAUAAUCGAACCACAUUACUGUUACAACAAAUGAAAACCAAAAGGCAUCUCAUAAAUACAGUAACAAGACAAGAACGACAUCGGAUCUAACCAAAAGGAUAGCAACAAGUGCCAACAGCACACCACACCAAUUCACAACUGCCACAGAUCACAUCUUAAGAGUUAUGGUGAAUACGAUGUUUUAGAAAUCAUACCAAAUUUUUCACUCGGAUUGAGAAUAUCGUGUAUCAUUAUUAAAUCGGUAGGUGUUUU